AGUCACUAAGCUGGGGAAGUUGUGACCCCUGAGUGGCGGCGCCUGCGGUGACGGUCACGCGUUGGGUCUGAGGGCAGUGCCCAUGCCCGACCUUGCCAGGAGCUCCGCGUCAGCUUUGGAACCUGGGGCGUUGUUGGGGACGCGUCAGUCGCGGUUCGGUGACACUUGGCGGGGUCGUCCCACGGCGCUGGACGCUUUUCGCGGACCAGGUCGUUUCUCAACCUGCAGAGAUGUCGUCAUGGAUUUGGGGCCUGAGCUCCGGCUUGGGCCAGUCUCUGGGUCAAGUCCCCGGCGCCCUGGUUUCAGUUACUGGACACUUUUCCAACGUGGUCAGGGAGACGCUGAGGGGGAAGGAGGCAAUGGGAGAUUUUCCCGACAGUGGGAGAAGGGAAUCGCAGUCUGCUCAUGCCCUCUUAAGAUCUGAGAAUGAGCGGCUGAAAAUCCUUUGCACCGAUCUACAAGAAAAACAUGAAGCAGCAGAGCUUCAAAUGAAGCAGCAAUCUGCAAGUUACCGAGCUCAACUAGAGCAGAAGGAGGCAGAAAUCAGCCGUCUGACAGCAAGCCAGACUGCGCUCCAGAAUCAGACACUGAAACUGAAGUUGGUAUGUUGCAGGAAUGGUACAGAAAGUAUGACUGACCAGGAGAAUAAGACUCAAACCCAGGUGGUUGGAGGAAAGGGAGGUUUGUUAGCAAGCCAGCACCUGGAUAUCUCCAAAAUGGCGCAGCCCCGAGCUCAGGGGGAUGGCAGCCAGAUCCAGGUCCUACACAAAAUCUACCAGGGCGGCCUUGGCCUUUUCUUGACUCAUGGCACUCACCACCAGAAGCCUGAAUUGACCCAGGGGCAGCAAGGUCGGCUGCAGGAUGGCUUUGAUUUCGAGGACCUAGUCCUUGGCUCUGCAGCCUCCUUCAGUCAUCUGGAAGGAGACCCAGAACCUCUGCAGGCUAGAGGGCCAGGGAACGGGGACCCGCUGCCCAACAAGGCGUGGCAGUCUAAUCUUGCUGGGGCCUCCAAAAUGUUGCAGGAACAGUACAGAAAUUCUGGGUUUCCUUAUCAGGUACAUUCAGGAGCUGGCAGUGUGACAGCAGCCACUGUAUUAUCUUCAUCAGGUUAUGAACGCUGUCAUCAGGUUUUAUCCUUCCAUGAAGAUGACAUGGACUUUGGUGACAAAAUUUCAUCACAACAAAAACUACAGAGAUUGUCCAAUGAAGUUUUAAGACUAGAAUUUGAAGUUGGCCAUUGGAGGCAUAUUGCUCAGGAAGAAAGAGCACACAGCUCUGAGCAAAAGGAAAUCUGCAGACUGCAAGCUAUUAUUAAACACCUUAAACUAAAACAAAGUCAGGAAAUUGAUGACCAUCAGCAUGCAAUGUCAGUCUUACAGAAUGCCCGUCAAUAUAAAUUGAUAGAGAUAAGUUGUAAACAUGAAGAGGACUUACAAGACUAUGAAGAACGAAUUGAAGAACUCGAAAAUCUUUUGCAGCAAGGUGACUCAGGACUUAACAUGACUGAUCACUCUAAAAUCAAUGAUAUGCAAGAAACUGUUCAGGUUCUAUGAACUGAAAAAGUAGAAUCUACAAAAAAACUCAGAGAACUGGAGAAUACAAUAAAAAGCAUAAAUAAAAAAUUAACUUCUGCAGAAAAUGAGCUAGAUACCUUGAAGAGAGAACUGGAACAGUUAAAUGAGGAACAGAGACAAACAAUUGAACAGUGUGAAAGCUUGAAACAGGAAUGUAGUAAACGACAGCCUUCUGCUGUGGAGCAGAGCAAUUCUGUGGCAGAAAAGGAGAGAAUUCUACAGAAUUCUUCAGAGGAAGAAGUAUUCAGACCACAACAAGCUCUGUCUGAUGCUGAAAAUGAAAUCAUGAGACUACGUUGUUUAAACCAGGAUAACAGUCUUGCUGAAGAAAACCUGAAACUUAAAACACUUGUUCAACUUUUAGAAAAAGAGAAGUCAAUAUUGAGUCAAGAAAAGGAAGAACUUCAGCUAUCAUUCUCAAAACUGAGAAAUGAAUAUGAAGUAAGUCAAAGCACAGCUACAAGAAACCUGAAUUUGGAUUUUGAAUUGCAUGACUUAAGAUUUAACUUGCAGGCAAAGGAACAAGAACUGAAUCAGAGUAUUAAUGGUAAGGAAAUACUGAAAGCUGAGUUGGAAGACCUGAGCGUGUAAAACCAAGAAGCUACAAAGCUUGUGAUUUCAUUAAAAGAUCAGCUAUCAAAAUGGCAAAAUGAAGAGAAUAGUGUUAUCAGGAAACUGAAGCAAGAUCUACAUGAUGAAAAAAGAGUUUAUCAACUUGAGGAUGAUAAAAUGAAAAUCGCAAAAGAGUUAGAUGUGCAAAAAGAAAAGUUAAUGCACAGUGAACUGGCCCUAAAUGAUUUGCAUUUAGCCAAGCAAAAGCUUGAAGGUAAAGUAGGAGAUUUAGAAGAUCAGCUGAGUAAAUCACAGAAAAAUAACUUAAACAUCCAGAGGGAGAAACUUGAAAUUAAGAAACACAUUAGACAAAAUGAAGAGGACCUAUCCAGAGUCAGAAAUGAGUUAACUAAGUUCCUUAAUCGAGACUCCAACAGUAAUUUUAAGGGUGACUUAUUUCAAGACAGGAAAGAUGAAUUUAGAACCUCAAAGCAAAAUCUUUCAGAAAUAGAAUAGCUCAAUGAAAAUUUAAAGAAAGCUGCUUUUGAUCUCCAAAUGGAAAAUGAGAAGUUAGUUUUAGCAGGUGAGGAUAUAAGACAACAGUUGGAAGAAUCUAUUGCUGAUAACAAACAGAGUUCUCUGGAAAAAUGCACUGUUGCAGAGACUCUGGAAAAGGAAAAAGAACAAAUAGAAACAGAAUUGUGUCUGGCUGAAAAGAGGCUUUUGGAAGAAACAAACAAGUGUAAGCAGACUGUUGAGGAACUAUCAAAUGCAUGUAAUCUGAAUACCUCUGCCUUACACCUGGAAAAUGAGCAUUUAAUUAAACUCGUUCAAGAGACAGACUUCGAAAUAGUGGGACUCAAAAAGAAUAUUGAGCAAAUGGAUACCCAUAAUAAAAAAACUAAGGAUAUUCUGUCAUCUACUUUAGAAGAGCAGAAACAAUUUGCCCACCUUAUAAAUGAAAAAGAAAUCUUUAUUGAAAAGUUUAAAGAAAAAAGUUCAAAACUGGAAGAAGAAUUAGAUAAAUGUUCUCAGGCCUUAAGAAAAAAGGAAAUUUUAAGGAAGACCAUACUGGAAAAGAACAGAAGCUUUGGAUCUGUGAAAGAAGGAAGCAAUCUUCUACAAAAAGAACUGGAACAACUCCGGGAACAGCAGAGUCAAACAGGACCUGGGGCUGAGCCUAAAACCCUCAAUAGAACCACAGGAGUAGAAUCUGAGGUGUCUCAACUGAAUAUAAUCAAGGAUCAUCUGGAGGAGGAAAUUAAACAUCAUCAAAAGAUAAUUGAAGAUCAAAAUCAGAGUUGGAUGCAACUGCUUCAGUCUUUACAGGAGCAGAAGAAGGAAAUGGACGAGUUUAAAUAUCAGCAUGAACAAAUGAACAUUAUACAUACCCAGAUCUUUUUAGAGAAAGAUGAGGAAAUUAAGAGUUUACAAAAAACAAUUGAACAAAUAAAAACCCAGUUGAAUGAAGAAAAACAGGACAUUUGAACAAAAAAUUCUGAUAUUUUUCAAAAAACGAAAGUUCAAAGCCUUAAUAUAGAAAAUGGAAGUGAAAGACUUGAUGUACCUGAAGCCAAAAUUGAAAGGCUAGUGAAAGGACUAAGAGAACAAGAGUUAGAGAUUAAACUUUUAAGUGAAAAGAAUAUAUCUCUAAGUAAACAAAUUGAUAAUCUGGCCAACGAUGAGGUCGGUAAACUAACUGAGAUUAUCCAGCAGAAAGACAUGGAGAUACAAACUCUUCAUGCAAGAAUUUCUUCUGCUUCCUACACCCAAGAUGUCACUCACCUCCAAGAGCAACUGCAGACCUAUGCUAGAGAAAGAGAGCAAGUACUAGCUGUUUUGGAGGAGAAGACAAGGGAAAAUAGCCACUUGAAAACAGAAUAUCACAAAAUAAUGGAUAUAGUGGCUGCCAAAGAAGCAGCACUCGUUAAGCUGCAAAAUGACAAAAAAUUUUCCACUAGAUUUGAAAGUGAUGGUCAAGUUAUGUUUAGAGAAACUCUUCAGAAUUUAUCACUUAUCAUUCGAGAAAAAGACAUCGAGAUAGAUGCACUAAGUCAGAAAAGUCAAACUUUGUUGGAAGUGUUUCAAGCUUCCAGCCCCAGUAAUGAUGUUGGAGGUGUUACUAAUAAUCAGUUUGAGGAGCUGCUACAGGAACAUGUUAAACUAAAACAGCAAGUAAAGGAAAUGGAAGAAUGGAAAAAGGUGAUAACCACUGUCCAAAACACGCAAAAUGAGUCCACCCAGCUUCUGGAGGAUCUUUAUCAACUUCAGGCCCAAGUUUUGGUGGACAGUGAUAAUAAUUCUAAAUUACAAGAAGACUACGCUGGUCUGAUCCCAAGUUAUGAGCAGAAUGAAAACCAACUUAAAAACUUGGGACAAGAAUUAGCAUGAGUUCAGCACAGCAUAGGACAGUUUUAUAGUGCUAACAAUCUUCUUUUAGGAAAACUUGAUACCAUGUCACCCCAGCUUUCUUCUGGCUCACCAUUUACCUCCCAGGCAGCAAAAUCCCUUAGAGCAAGUGUGCCUGCUGGGUUGAGUGAGUUUGCUCCUUUUCUUCAAGAAGAGGUAGAAAAGUUAAGAAAAUUGCUACAAGAAAAGGAUGCAACAAUUAGAACUCUCCAGGAAAAUAAUAACAUUUUGUCUGAUUCGAUUGCUGCCUCCUCAGAGCUAGAAAGAAAAGUACAUGAACAAACUGAUUCAGAAAUUAAGCAGCUGAAACAGAAACGAGAUGUAUUACAAAACUUACUUAAGGAAAAAGACCUCUUAAUCAAAGCCAAAAGUGAUCAGUUACUUUCUACAGAUGAAAAUUUCACUAACAAAGUGAAUGAAAAUGAGCUUUUGAAGCAGGCAGUAACAAACAUGAAGGAAAGAAUGUUAAUUUUAUAGACAGACAUUUCUAAACUAAAAGUAAAAAAUGAAAAACUAAUAGAAACAUCCAGAGAAAAGGAAUUACAAGAAACUAGCACAAAGUUAUCUCUAAUGCUUCGAGAAAAAGAGUUGGAGUACCAUUCAAUGAAAGAGAAGGCCGUUGCUUUUGAGCAGUUAUUGAAAGAAAAAGAACAGGGUGAGGCUGGGGAGUUAAAUCAGCUUUUAAAUACAGUUAAGUCAAUGCAGGAGAAGACAAUUACAUUUCAACAGGAGAGAGACCAAGUCAUGUUGGCCCUGAAACAGAAACAAAUGGAAAACAGUGCCCUACAGAAUGAAGUACAGCACUUACACAACAAAGAAACAUGGUUAAAACAGGAGCUCAAUAGAUUGUGCAAUCAUCUUUCAGAAAGAGAAGAGUCUCAUACUCAGGAAUUGUUGGCCAUGGAAGACAGAGAGGCUAAGCUGAGAAACAAAGUCAUGUCAUUGGAGGAAAAGCUAGUCUUGUCCUCUAAUGCAAUGGAAAAUGCAAACCAUCGAGUCAGUGUGCAUGCAGAGUCAUUGCAAGAGCAAUUGCAUAUCGUCUCUAAGCAAAGGGAUCAAACUGCAGCUCAGCUCACUGUCGCUCAGGACCAAAUAAAGCAAUAUGCUCUGUCAAUAAUUAACCUACAGGUGGACUUAGAGCGCUACCAACAAGAGACAAAAGCAAUGUAUUCUGCUGAAUUAGAAAAACAAGUUAUAGCCGAAUGGAAGAAAAAGGUGGAAAAUCUGGAAGAAAAGGUGUCACUAUUACAAGAACAUUUGGAUGAAGCAAAUGCAGCACUGGAGUCAGCAGCCAGACUUACAGAACAGUUAGAGCUAAAGGAAGAACAAAUUGAAGAACUGAAAAAACAAAGUGAGCUCCGACAAGAAAUGUUGGAUGAUACACAAAAGAAAUUGAUGAAUUUAGUAAAUACCACAGAAGGAAAAGUAGAUAAAGUCCUCAUGAGAAAUCUUCUCAUUGGUCAUUUCCGCACACCAGUAAACAAGCGACAUGAAGUAUUAUGGUUAAUGGGGAGCACUCUUGGUAUGAAGAAGGAAGAGAUGGAACAACUGUUUAAUGAAGAUGAAGGAGGUGUUGCUGGGUGGAUGACCAACUGGCUUGGAAGAGAACCAAAAAGUGUCCCUAACACACCUCUGACACCAAAUCAGCAAUGUGUGCUUAAUAGCUCUUUUUCAGAGCUUUUUGUUAAAUUUCUAAAAGCAGAAUCUCACCCAUCUAUCCCUGCAGCAAAGUGUUCCAUUAAUGACAUAAAAUCUCUAGGUUCAGGAGAGAGAAAAUUGAACACAAAUGCAACCACAAGUUUUAAAGGUACAUCAGAACCCAGGGCUGGUAGAAAAGCAGAUGUGAAUCCAUUCUUGGCUCCCUGCUCUGCAGCGGUGCCUCUCACUAACCCAGCUGGACUUGGACAUGGUGAGCCCGGGCAUCUUCUUUUGAAGCCCAUCUCAGAUGUUCUGCCCAUGUUUAUACCUUUGCCAGUGCCACCUGACAAUAGCACUUGUAUUGUUCUAAAAGCAAUAGGUGAUUGAUUCUGAAGCCAGAGACUAUCUAGCACUUUGAAGGAACCAUGAACACGAUGUUUAUGUAUUUUAUCACAAAGUGGCCUUUC
Castor canadensis (American beaver) is the source of this 6640-nucleotide messenger RNA. NCBI's taxonomy places the organism in Eukaryota, Metazoa, Chordata, Mammalia, Rodentia, Castoridae. The record is from RefSeq and is a predicted model, not a curated record.